This is a messenger RNA of Megalopta genalis, 821 nucleotides long. RefSeq lists its product as uncharacterized. NCBI's taxonomy places the organism in Eukaryota, Metazoa, Arthropoda, Insecta, Hymenoptera, Halictidae. The record is from RefSeq and is a predicted model, not a curated record.
CGACAUAGUUUUUCAAACGGCUCGAGCCUUGUUAUCCCGGCCGUCCGUAUCCUUUUUUUACUUUCACUGGCACAUGUUGCGCCAGAGUUCAGGUAAAUUCUAUCCUUGCGUACACGGACAUUGGUAGCCAAGCCAAACGGACGUAGUUGGUAUUCUACGUUUGUCGCGGCGACGUUGGAUCGCGCGAACCGCUACGUGAUUAGCAGCAGCAGAAACUACGACAUGGAUUUCCCUCGCUAUUUGAUGAUCGUGGUAUCGGUCCUAUUGGUAUUUCACACUGAAACAUGCUUGUCGGUCGCCAAUCCCGGCGUUUUGACAUUCCUUACUGAUUUCAUCCAACAAAACCUAGUUGGAACACCGGUGAUCCACGAAAAAACCGAGUGGGAUUUCGAUCCGGAGGUUGGAAAACAGAGGAGGAUCAGAUACGAGCAGGAAAAUGGACGCUACGGUGAGAUUGCCAUAGCGAAGAACGGCAUGGGCGUCGGUUACAAAGGAUCUUGGGGCACGCCUGUAUGAAAAUAAAUUUGUAAAAAAUUAAUGAUUUAUAAAUAAAUGCUAGCUGAACAUAAAUAUCGUGAGGUUUACUGAAGAUUAUGUUUGAAGGGAAGAAGUAAAAUGAGCAAUGUCCAUUCCUUGUGAUUUUCUAUUUUGUCGAACAUUUUAUUUGUGACAAUUAAGACUACAGAACUAUUAGAUUACAAUGAUUAUAUUGUUCAGAAUAUUUCUAUAAGAUAAUGCAAGACGUAAGAAUUUUGAUGUACUGAUCAAACACGUGGCAUGCCUAUGUAUAGUAAUAAAGAAUACUUAAUUUUUUCAGUGAA